Messenger RNA from Acomys russatus (golden spiny mouse), 234 nucleotides. Its product is annotated as 40S ribosomal protein S26-like. Gene Ontology annotation, molecular function: structural constituent of ribosome; mRNA binding. Bases 1 to 234 code for a protein of 77 amino acids. Gene Ontology annotation, biological process: translation. NCBI's taxonomy places the organism in Eukaryota, Metazoa, Chordata, Mammalia, Rodentia, Muridae. Gene Ontology annotation, cellular component: cytosolic small ribosomal subunit; ribosome. The transcript has a single exon. The record is from RefSeq and is a predicted model, not a curated record.
AUGCAGCGAAUUCGCUGGAUGAACAGUGCCCAGUGCCUGCUCAAGGACAAGGGCAUUAAGACGUUCAUCAUUUGGAAUAUUGUAAGGGCCCUUGCUGUCAGGGACAUCUCCAAAGCAAAUGCCUUCGAUGCUUAUGUGCGCCCCAAACACUAUGUCAAGCUGCAUUACUGCGUGUGCUGUGCCAUUCCCAGCACAGCAGUCAGGAAUCGAUCUCGUGAAGCCCAGAAGGACUGA